GGGUAUACAGCUUCCCUACUUCAGACAUAUACAGUGGUUAUUGUACUGAGCCCUCAAGUUCCCCGUCACAAACUCCCUGCACUCAGAAACCCACCACCCUCCCACAUGUUGUCUUGUAUGAUUCUAACCUUUCUUCUCAGCUAUGACAUCGAGGUGUCGGCGAUACCGCCAGUUACCCUUCUUGCAUCGGAACUGGAUUCACGCUACCAACUACUGGGAAGAUAGAAUGGGCAACAAGCCCUCCACCCAGUCUCGGGUGCCUGCUCAUGAGUCCGACGUCAGAUUUGCCGACCACAGUCACCACCCCGAUCAAGACCUCGACGACACAUGCCAGCAUCCAGCAAAACGUCGACGCCUCAACGACAAUAAUGGCUUUCCCUUAUACGAGGACCCUUACGGCGACACCCCCCGCUGCUUGCGGAUUGAGGUCCUCAAGAUCAUCCACAAAGAUUCACCCCGCGUCAAAAAUGGCGUGCCUAACGGCAUCGUGGCGCCCAACGUGAGGGAUACAGCGAACAUGCGGGCACGUUGCAAACUGAGCAUUUAUGGUCAUAAUGGGAAUGAGAAGGUUCUCUUGCACGUCGACAGCCAGUUAUGCGAGCUCAAGGUCUACAGAAAUCCUGCCGCCGCAUCCACACACAUGGCUCGACUGUAUGCUAUCAAGGCUUUCGAUAUUCCCGAAGACAAAAUAUACUUGGAGCGGGAUGGUGAUGAUCCCGCCUUUGGCUUUGCGGAUUCCUACAGUGUCCUAAUCGAAAUCGAGUCAGCCGGAGAUCCAAACUGGCCACCCAGCAGCCUGAUUCCGGCCCUUCCGGCCAAGGGGGAGGAUCCCUUAGUCCGUAACCUGCCACCGCGACAGUGGGCCCUUUCCGCCCAACUUCCUGAUAUUUUCCAUACUCGCAACAGGAAGACGGCGAGGUUGAAAGCAAGGAUACAGCAGAACCGAGAGACGCCUACGGAUUUCGUCAUGGACAUUGAUGUGCGCUGGCAAACACGUAUAUCAAGCCAACUAACAGGGAACCAGAAGCCCAAGGAGAUCAUGCCCUCUAUUACAGUAAUUGACCCUUGGGCCCCUAAGAAGCCCCUGUCAGAAUUGCCAGUGAAUGGUACAAACGGAGUUAAUGGUAUCAAUGGGCAUCAUCAUGAUCCAACAAUUAAUGACGAGGCCGCGAAGACGGGGAAUUGGGAAGUUAACGGUACUUCCACUGCUGAUGCCGGAGAAGAACUGGCCGAGGGUGACCUGACGCCCAACCGAUCUAGACGUCAUAGGACGGAAGUCAACUACAACGUGAGGCAAUUAUGGAACACAGCCGUAGGGAGGGAACCACGGAAACGGCGAAGAGGCGACGAUGAACAUCCUCUACUAGACGAGCACACCGUCACCUACGUUUUGCCGCCUGAAACGCCUGAAAACGAGAAGGCGUUGCAGGCCACCUGCCACAAGCUCUCCUGUCUCGUAUGCUCGGCUGAGCACGAGCGCAUCAGCCAGCUCCGCGCUCACUUCUCAUGCCACCCCGAAUAUGAGUUCAAUUUUGAGCAGAAGAAGGGCAUGUACGUGGUAUCGGUUCAACAACGGGCCACCGGAAACACAUCUGGCACUGCAGCAUCUCCCUUGGAGUUCAGCAAGAUCUAUUCCCUCGGCCUUCCUGUGAAACCGCUCGACCUCUCCAAAUUCGUCGACGGCGACGACUCCUGGGUCAAAUCCCGUCUCUUGCCCGACCCCAACGACCGCCAAAAGCCUUCCCCAUCCGCCGGCCCAACAACCAAGGGACCACAACAGCAGCAGCAGCAGCAACAAAAAGAAAAAGCUCUUUCCGCCUCCACCACCCGAAGCCGCGCCGCCCUCGUCAAGCCCCAAAAGAAACCCGUCUUCAUACCCCACAACAUCAACCGCCCGAUCUACGAUCCCCUCUCCAAAGUCGAACUCGCUCCCGGCUCCGAAGUCCGCUACCCGCCCCUGGACGAAGGCUGGCUGAUCACCAAGCACGCCGACGCCCUGGGCGAGUUUUCCGACGUCGAGCCGCAAGAAAAAGAAUACAUGAUGCAGUGGGACGCCUACAUCCUGCAGAAACACCUGUGCUCGGAACAGUACCUGCCCAGAGAGUUUCGCAACUUUGUCAGGGAUAAGGCGGCAUGGCUGCUGGAGAAGAGGAGCAGGGCGGAGGAGCUUGGUAAGCAUAUGGCGGUGUUGUUGGCGAGGAGGUAUGUGGAUGAUGCGACGGUUAUGGCGGUGACGAAGGAGUUGAAUGAGGUUAGGAAGCUGAUGGCUGCUGCUGAGGGUGCCAAUAAUGCCACUGGUGAUGGUCCGGCGAGGAGGGAGUCUGAAACACAAGAGCAGCAGCAGCAGCCUGGUGGUAGGAAGCAGAGUGCCGCGGGUGGGUGUGCGAGGUGUGGAGAGGUGGUGCCGCAACCGGAGAUGGUGAUUUGUUGUAACAAGCACUGCAAACAACGUGUCUAUCAUAGCCGAUGCGUCCCGAACCCGGAAGAGGCGCUGAAACUGGUCAGGAAGAGGAAGUGGAAGUGCUUCAAGUGCGAAGCAGUGGGCCAUUAGGAGUGGCAACAGCGGGUCCUCCUACGAAGUCCGCC
Messenger RNA from Neurospora tetraspora, 2586 nucleotides. RefSeq lists its product as uncharacterized. The record is from RefSeq and is a predicted model, not a curated record. The transcript has 2 exons. The coding region runs from base 143 to 2551 and encodes 802 amino acids. Gene Ontology annotation, cellular component: RSC-type complex; nucleus. Gene Ontology annotation, molecular function: chromatin DNA binding. NCBI's taxonomy places the organism in Eukaryota, Fungi, Ascomycota, Sordariomycetes, Sordariales, Sordariaceae.